ACUCUUACAAAUGCCUGAAGGCAUGCUAGUUCAUCUUAAGUUUCACUUACACUUCUAAGAUGGUGCGGAUUUCUCGAUUCAGCCCUGCAGACCCCAGUGUAGAAAUUGCCCUCCAAGAAUCUGAUGAUCUCCGAGGGGACCCUGUACUGGGCCAUCAGAGCGCUGCUGUCUCCCAGGAUGCUCGCAGUUCGAUGGUAGACGCAGGUGGGGCUGAGAGCAUCCCCCAGCACCCCCAGGAGCUUCCUCAGAUGAUGGCUGCAGCAGCCGAUGGUUUGGGAAGUAUAGCGAUAGACACAACCCAGCUCAACAUGUCCGUGACAGAUCCCACAGCCUGGGCCACAGCCAUGAAUAAUUUGGGCAUGGUUCCCGUGGGGUUGCCUGGGCAGCAACUCGUGUCCGACUCAAUCUGUGUCCCAGGCUUUGAUCCAAGCCUCAACAUGAUGACUGGAAUCACCCCCAUUAACCCAAUGAUACCAGGCCUAGGGCUGGUACCUCCCCCACCGCCAACAGAAGUGGCUGUUGUCAAAGAAAUAAUCCACUGCAAAAGUUGUACUCUUUUUCCUCAAAAUCCAAAUCUUCCACCUCCUUCCACAAGAGAACGACCUCCUGGGUGUAAGACUGUGUUUGUCGGAGGAUUACCAGAAAAUGCUACUGAGGAAAUUAUUCAAGAAGUCUUUGAGCAGUGUGGUGAUAUUACAGCGAUUCGGAAAAGCAAGAAGAAUUUCUGUCACAUUCGCUUUGCUGAGGAAUUCAUGGUUGAUAAAGCCAUUUACCUUUCUGGUUACAGGAUGCGAUUAGGGUCCAGCACGGACAAAAAGGAUUCGGGCCGCCUUCACGUGGACUUUGCCCAGGCCAGGGACGACUUCUACGAGUGGGAAUGCAAGCAGAGGAUGCGCGCCCGCGAGGAGCGGCACCGGCGCAAGCUGGAGGAGGACCGGCUGCGGCCCCCGUCCCCGCCGGCCAUCAUGCACUACUCGGAGCACGAAGCCGCCCUGCUGGCCGAAAAGCUGAAAGAUGAUAGCAAGUUUUCAGAGGCUAUCACAGUGCUACUCUCCUGGAUUGAACGAGGGGAAGUGAAUCGGCGUUCUGCAAACCAGUUCUAUUCUAUGGUGCAGUCGGCCAACAGCCACGUCCGCCGGCUGAUGAAUGAAAAGGCCACCCAUGAGCAAGAGAUGGAGGAAGCCAAGGAGAAUUUUAAAAAUGCCUUAACCGGGAUCCUCACUCAAUUUGAGCAGAUUGUGGCCGUUUUCAACGCUUCCACCAGACAAAAAGCUUGGGACCAUUUCUCGAAAGCCCAGCGCAAGAACAUAGACAUUUGGCGAAAGCAUUCUGAGGAGCUCCGGAAUGCUCAAAGUGAGCAGCUCAUGGGCAUCCGCCGCGAGGAAGAAAUGGAAAUGUCUGACGAUGAGAAUUGUGACAGCCCUACUAAGAAAAUGAGAGUCGAUGAAUCAGCCCUGGCGGCUCAGGCCUACGCUCUGAAAGAGGAGAAUGACAGCCUCCGCUGGCAGCUGGAUGCGUACAGGAAUGAGGUGGAGCUGCUGAAACAAGAAAAAGAACAGCUUUUCCGCACAGAGGAAAACCUCACCAAGGACCAGCAGCUGCAGUUCCUGCAGCAAACCAUGCAAGGCAUGCAGCAGCAAUUGCUAACCAUCCAGGAGGAGUUAAACAACAAAAAGUCAGAAUUGGAACAAGCCAAGGAAGAGCAGUCCCACACACAAGCAUUACUAAAAGUCCUCCAGGAACAAUUAAAAGGUACCAAGGAAUUGGUCGAGACCAAUGGGCACAGCCACGAGGAUGCAAAUGAAAUCAACGUGUUGACUGUUGCGUUGGUCAACCAAGACCGAGAGAACAAUAUUGAGAAAAGAAGCCAAGGCUUAAAAUCAGAGAAAGAAGCUCUGCUAAUAGGCAUCAUAUCAACGUUUCUUCAUGUCCACCCUUUUGGAGCCAACAUAGAAUACCUGUGGUCGUACAUGCAGCAGCUGGACUCCAAGAUAUCUGCAAAUGAAAUCGAGAUGCUUUUGAUGAGGCUGCCACGCAUGUUCAAACAGGAAUUCACGGGUGUGGGAGCAACGCUGGAAAAAAGAUGGAAGUUGUGUGCCUUUGAAGGAAUUAAAACUACCUAACUGUGAAGAGCAACAAAAUCUCUGGAAAUGAAACCACCUGAACGCGGCCAGGGCUGUGCGGCGGUGAGGGCAGGAGGUUCGGGGCUGGUCCAGCGCGACACCUUCGUGGAGCCACCCAAGCCUGACUUUAGUUAUAUCUGUGGUGUUCUCUUGUGAGUGGAAGUGUAAUUGUGUACCAGUUCCUUAAAAUAAACAAAGCUUCAUACUGUGACAGAUCCGUUUCCUAUGAAAACCAAACAAUGAUUCCACAGUCAUAAUGGUGACAAAAAUCUUAAAAUAUGCUACAUUUGAGAAUAGCUCACCAAGCAAAAUAUUUAAAGUUAAUGAUGGUGUAGCAAUGAUUGUUGCUAGGCUACAGAGUUGUAUAUGUAAUGUAUAGCUGAAUCAUUAAAUGACAUGUUCCUGAAAGUCUAUCUUUCUGUUUUAGUAAAAAAAAAAAAAAAAAAAAAAUUUACAGUGAGGAAAAAUCAUACCAAAAGAAAACUUGAAUAUGUGUCUGAACAGUUAUUGUAUUUUGUAAAUUAAGUUAUACGCUGUUCCAGGGACUUUUGCCUUAUUGAAGAGGCAGGAAAUAUGAUUGGACACAUUGAGAAUGCUUUAUCAAGAAUAUUAUUUUUCUAAUGUAACAAUUCUCCAUCAUAAGUUCUUUUAACAUGGACUGCAUAACAAUUUUCAUAAGGUGUAAAUAAAGGGAAAACUAGUGCUACUGUCUUGUACUUGGUAUGUAACAUUCAGGUUUAUGCAUCAAAGUAAACAUUCAGUAAAUAUUCCUGUUACAAAUUUUAUAGCAAAGAUAUUAAUUUUUUUCAAUAAAUAUGACUUCUGCCA
This is a messenger RNA of Lemur catta (Ring-tailed lemur), 2951 nucleotides long. RefSeq names its product ecto-NOX disulfide-thiol exchanger 1 (gene ENOX1). The transcript has 15 exons. Gene Ontology annotation, molecular function: protein-disulfide reductase activity; RNA binding. The coding region runs from base 60 to 2123 and encodes 687 amino acids. The record is from RefSeq and is a predicted model, not a curated record. Gene Ontology annotation, cellular component: external side of plasma membrane; plasma membrane. Lineage: Eukaryota; Metazoa; Chordata; Mammalia; Primates; Lemuridae. Gene Ontology annotation, biological process: ultradian rhythm.